This is a messenger RNA of Phacochoerus africanus (Common warthog), 5397 nucleotides long. RefSeq names its product hexokinase 2 (gene HK2). Bases 456 to 3209 code for a protein of 917 amino acids. The transcript is spliced from 18 exons. The record is from RefSeq and is a predicted model, not a curated record. Gene Ontology annotation, biological process: intracellular glucose homeostasis; glycolytic process; glucose 6-phosphate metabolic process. Lineage: Eukaryota; Metazoa; Chordata; Mammalia; Artiodactyla; Suidae. Gene Ontology annotation, molecular function: glucokinase activity; ATP binding; fructokinase activity. Gene Ontology annotation, cellular component: mitochondrion; cytosol.
GCCACAUUGUUGCACGAAACUCCAGAGCAAGAGUCCCGGGCCUCAGCUACCACCGCUGUGUCACUAAGCCGUGUACAUCAGCGGGCGACAGCAGCGCGCGUGUGAGCCGGAGAAGUACCAUCACCCUAGUGGAGCCCCGCUGCGGUCGUUCUCAAGUUGAGCCUUAGUGAUCCUGUGGCUGAAGUUAGUACCUUAGCAGUGGGGUAUCCCAGCACGUCGCCGGGAGAAAUUCUCGGUCUCCUUCCAGCCGUUGUGACUACCAAAACCUGUUUUUAGAGACCUGAAGACCUCCAGCCGGGCGCGCCACCGUGUGCCUUUUUUGUGUGCCUCCCGGACUCACUGCUCCCGGACGCGCCGCCUAGCCCUGGUAUAAAGCGGUCAGACCGCGCCGCUCUCAUCCUUUACACGCGCACCAGCCUCAAUUGCCCAAUUCCGCGCCGUCUGGCCACAGCAGGAUGAUUGCCUCGCAUCUGCUCGCCUACUUCUUUACAGAGCUCAACCAUGACCAAGUGCAGAAGGUUGACCAGUAUCUCUACCACAUGCGCCUCUCCGAUGAGACCCUUCUGGAGAUAGCUAAGCGGUUCCGCAAGGAGAUGGAGAAAGGGCUUGGUGCUACCACCCACCCCACUGCUUCAGUAAAAAUGCUGCCCACCUUUGUGAGGUCUACUCCGGAUGGGACAGAACACGGAGAGUUCCUGGCUCUGGAUCUUGGGGGGACCAACUUCCGGGUGCUUUGGGUGAGAGUAACAGACAAUGGACUCCAGAAGGUUGAGAUGGAGAACCAGAUCUAUGCCAUCCCCGAGGACAUCAUGCGAGGCAGUGGCACCCAGCUGUUCGACCACAUUGCCGAGUGCCUGGCUAACUUCAUGGAUAAGCUACAAAUCAAAGACAAGAAGCUCCCUUUGGGUUUCACCUUCUCAUUCCCUUGCAUCCAAACCAAACUAGAUGAGAGUUUCCUGGUUUCAUGGACCAAGGGUUUCAAGUCCAGUGGUGUGGAAGGGAAAGAUGUGGUUACUCUAAUCCGGAAGGCCAUCCAGAGGAGAGGGGACUUUGAUAUUGAUAUUGUGGCCGUGGUGAAUGACACAGUUGGGACCAUGAUGACCUGUGGUUAUGAUGACCAGAACUGCGAGAUUGGUCUCAUUGUGGGCACGGGCAGCAACGCCUGCUACAUGGAGGAGAUGCGUCACAUCGACAUGGUAGAAGGUGACGAGGGGCGUAUGUGUAUCAACAUGGAGUGGGGGGCCUUUGGGGAUGACGGCGCCCUUGACGACAUCCGCACCGAGUUUGACCAGGAGAUCGACAUGGGCUCUCUGAACCCCGGGAAGCAACUAUUUGAGAAGAUGAUCAGUGGAUUGUACAUGGGGGAGCUGGUGAGGUUGAUCCUGGUGAAGAUGGCCAAGGAGGAGCUGCUUUUCGGGGGGAAGCUCAGUCCUGAACUCCUUGCCACGGGCCACUUUGAGACCAAAGAUGUUUCGGAUAUUGAAGGGGAGAAGGAUGGCAUCCGGAAGGCCCGGGAGGUCCUGGUGCGGCUGGGCCUGGACCCGACGCAGGAGGACUGUGUGGCCACUCACCGGGUCUGCCAGAUCGUGUCCACACGCUCAGCCAGCCUGUGUGCGGCCACACUGGCGGCUGUGCUGCGGCGCAUCAAGGAGAACAAGGGCGAGGAGCGGCUGCGCUCCACCAUUGGGGUGGACGGCUCUGUCUACAAGAAACACCCCCAUUUCGCCAAGCGUCUUCACAAGACCUUGCGGCGCCUGGUGCCUGACUGCGACAUCCGCUUCCUCCGCUCUGAGGACGGCAGUGGCAAGGGGGCUGCCAUGGUGACAGCAGUGGCCUACCGGCUGGCCGAUCAACACCGAGCCCGCCAGAAGACUCUGGAGCCUCUAAAGCUGAGCCGUGAGCAGCUGCUGGAGGUCAAGAGGAGGAUGAAGGUGGAAAUGGAGCGAGGUCUGAGCAAGGAGACUCACGCCAUUGCCCCAGUCAAGAUGCUGCCCACCUAUGUGUGUGCCACCCCGGAUGGCACAGAGAAAGGCGACUUCCUGGCCUUGGACCUCGGGGGUACCAAUUUCCGGGUCCUGCUGGUGCGCGUGCGGAACGGGAAGCGACGCGGAGUGGAGAUGCACAACAAGAUCUACUCGAUCCCGCAGGAGGUCAUGCACGGCACAGGGGAUGAGCUCUUUGACCACAUUGUCCAGUGCAUUGCUGACUUCCUCGAGUACAUGGGCAUGAAGGGCGUGUCCCUGCCUCUGGGUUUCACCUUCUCCUUCCCCUGCCAGCAGAACAGCCUGGAUGAGAGCAUCCUUCUCAAGUGGACUAAAGGCUUCAAGGCCUCUGGCUGUGAGGGCGAGGACGUGGUCACACUGCUGAAGGAAGCCAUCCACCGGCGAGAGGAGUUUGACCUGGACGUGGUCGCUGUGGUGAAUGACACGGUUGGGACUAUGAUGACCUGUGGCUAUGAAGACCCUCACUGCGAAGUCGGCCUCAUCGUUGGCACGGGCAGCAAUGCCUGCUACAUGGAGGAGAUGCGGAAUGUCGAGCUGGUGGAAGGGGAAGAGGGGCGGAUGUGCGUCAACAUGGAGUGGGGGGCCUUCGGGGACAAUGGAUGCCUGGAUGACUUGCGCACAGAAUUUGAUGCGGCCGUGGAUGAACUUUCCCUCAAUGCUGGCAAACAGAGGUUCGAGAAAAUGAUCAGCGGCAUGUACCUGGGUGAGAUUGUUCGUAACAUCCUCAUCGAUUUCACCAAACGCGGGCUGCUCUUUCGUGGCCGCAUCUCGGAGCGGCUCAAGACGAGGGGCAUCUUUGAAACCAAGUUCCUGUCUCAGAUUGAGAGUGACUGCCUGGCCCUGCUGCAGGUUCGCGCCAUCCUGCACCACUUGGGGCUUGAGAGCACUUGCGACGACAGCAUCAUUGUCAAGGAGGUGUGCACGGUGGUGGCGCGGCGGGCAGCCCAGCUCUGCGGUGCAGGCAUGGCCGCCGUGGUGGACAAAAUACGAGAAAACCGUGGGCUGGACACCCUCAAAGUGACGGUGGGCGUGGACGGGACCCUCUACAAGCUACAUCCUCACUUUGCCAAAAUCAUGCAUGAGACAGUGAAGGACCUGGCUCCAAAAUGUGACGUGUCCUUCCUGGAGUCAGAGGACGGCAGCGGGAAGGGGGCAGCCCUCAUCACUGCUGUGGCCUGCCGCAUCCGAGAGGCUGGACAGCGGUAGACCCCCAGAAGCUGGAAGAACUUCCUCUGAUUUCCCCUCUUUUCUGCUUUAAAUUAUAAGACGCUAUCCCUUUGUGUCAGAGACAGACCCUCUUGGCUUUUCCUUGGCAAAGAGGACCUGAUCGAACUGGGUUUUGCCUCUGUCUACUCACUGUAGAGUUUGGUACCCAAGCCUUGGCCCGCUGAGAUAAACCGAGUUUGAAGUAAGGAUUUGUUCACACUCAUCACAACCGUUACAAUUGGUUCUCUUAAAACUCGGGAAAAAAUGAACCUUUGCUAAUCCCCGUGGCCAGAAUCCAUGUCCAAGUAUAAUCCUACAGGAUGAGGACACUAAUGACAAGAUACGGUUGCUUCACUUUGGAGCCUGAACCUGAACUUUCUUGGUGGAGAGCAUCCCCCGGCAAGGAGGUGGAUUGCUCUUUCUCCUCUCAGAGCUCUGGGAGGUCUCCACUGACUUGAGCCUGAUUCUCCCACAGACAGACAGACCUCCUCCUUGCAAGGAGGCGGGGGUGAUAACGGAGGGGGAAAGCCACAUGGCCAGCCCCUCUUCAAUCACAUCUACAAGCAUUUGCCCAGUGGGUUCCAGUGGAUGCUUUUCCUGGAAUCGCAGCAUCCUGUGUCUGAGGAAGCGAAACCAAAGCCAAGGGUCAACAUGGCCUGGGAGUGGGCUUGUUGUCCCAUCUCCUUGUGGGUUCACGAGUCAUCUGUAGGCAGUGGACCUUUAGGGGAGGGGAGAAUUUUUGGUAUGUUUUAAAAUGUUUUUUUUUUUUUUUCUUGCAGAAGUAGAAACACUGUAUUUUCAUUUUAAUUUAUAUUUGAAAUUUCUUUAGUUCAUGAAGUACACCUGCUCUCCUUCCUUUUGACACUGUACGUUACAAUUGGUUGUACGUGAUGUAUUUAUAUGUUAAUUUGUUAUGUAUAUAGAUGCACAGGGUCUCCUCAGCCUCAGCCUCAUGAGUAGGUCAGUGUGGUUGAAGGAGGGAAGCGGAAGAUAUGGAUUGGUUACUGGAAAUACCUCAUUCACCUGCAGGAAGAGAAGGAAAGCCUCUUUAGGGUGAGUGAAUGGUCAAGCAGCUCCUUCCCAGCUCCUCCUUUCCUGCAGACUCAGAAAUCUGGAAGGUGGCUGGGGGCAGAGUGAAGGAGGCUGGGGCUAUGGACCGAAGAAGGCACACCAACGUGGCUGCUCUGCCUAGAGACUUGUAACAAAGGAAGCGGGACUCAUUUCCAUAGACCCUGCUUAGAAAUCAUCAUUCUUAGGGUAGUUAGUUGGUAGUAUUUUAAACCCCUCUAACAAGGUAAAGGAAGCCACCAAAACCUUAAAGAAAAAAAAAAAAAAAAAAGGUCUCAUUGUUGAUAGCAAACCAAAACUAAACAAUUAAACAAUCAAACAAACAAAUAAAACCUCAGGGACAACACUUUGGGUGGAUUUGUGCCCUCCUAGCUAAUUUCGCCUUGGGUUUGGUUUGUGACGGUUCUACCAGAAGUGUUGUUCACGGACUUGCCUAGGCUGAGCUGUUUUUAUAAGAAGUAUUUAUUUGAAAUUGCCUUCGGGGGGCAGGGUGGACGGGUGGGACAUAAAACCUUCCGUACCCUGCUUUUCGAGGGCAGUUAAUUCUGCAUCUGAAAGAAAAUAUGCACAUCCACACAUACUCCACUUGAAUAUUUCAUAGUAAGGAGAGGAUAGCCUUGUAACACUGUUGAGUAGGAUGCAAGGUUCAAAAUAGAACGAUGGAAUGACAUGACUCAACAGCACUCAACUUUUGCAUGUUUAUCCAACUUGUACUGAGAACAGUGUCUAGAUUUGUGUGUCACUAAGGGAUGCCCAAGAAACAGAGAUGGAUUUUUAACUUUUGAACUUGAACAGCAGACACCGUCUAUGAAAUUGCACAUUUUUAAAAGGUAGAGCUGUGUGUGUGGCUAUUUAAGAUGUAUUGUUGGUUUUCAGGAAAGAACGCUGGAGAAUGCCUUUUGAACGUUUUUGUUGCCACAAUUAGGUGAUAGUUCCUUAUGGAUGCUGCCCUGCCCAUGUAAAUACACUGACUCUCAGCCUUUGACUGUGCUGUGCUCAAUAGCAGAUCAUCUCACAUCCUUGAGCGCUCAGUCUAGUGGAGAUAUUGUCGUGUAUGAUAAAAGAGCUAGUUGAAUUAACUGUGUGAUGUUAACUAUUAUUAAUAAAUUUUAACAUUUUU